This is a messenger RNA of Zalophus californianus (California sea lion), 1924 nucleotides long. RefSeq names its product insulin like growth factor 2 mRNA binding protein 1 (gene IGF2BP1). Gene Ontology annotation, molecular function: mRNA 3'-UTR binding. The record is from RefSeq and is a predicted model, not a curated record. The transcript is spliced from 15 exons. NCBI's taxonomy places the organism in Eukaryota, Metazoa, Chordata, Mammalia, Carnivora, Otariidae. Gene Ontology annotation, cellular component: nucleus; cytoplasm; cytosol. Gene Ontology annotation, biological process: regulation of gene expression; nervous system development. Bases 1 to 1734 code for a protein of 577 amino acids.
AUGAACAAGCUGUACAUCGGCAACCUCAACGAGAGCGUGACCCCCGCGGACUUGGAGAAAGUGUUUGCGGAGCACAAGAUCUCCUACAGCGGCCAGUUCUUGGUCAAGUCCGGCUAUGCCUUCGUGGACUGCCCCGACGAGCACUGGGCGAUGAAAGCCAUCGAAACUUUCUCCGGGAAAGUCGAAUUGCAAGGAAAACGCCUAGAGAUUGAACACUCAGUCCCCAAAAAACAAAGGAGUCGGAAAAUUCAGAUUCGAAACAUCCCACCCCAGCUCCGUUGGGAAGUGCUGGACAGCCUGCUUGCUCAGUACGGUACAGUGGAGAACUGCGAGCAAGUGAACACCGAGAGUGAGACUGCGGUGGUGAAUGUCACCUAUUCCAACCGGGAACAGACCAGGCAAGCCAUCAUGAAGCUGAAUGGCCACCAGCUGGAGAACCACGCCUUAAAAGUCUCCUACAUUCCUGACGAGCAGAUAGCACAGGGUCCUGAGAAUGGGCGCCGCGGAGGCUUUGGCUCUCGGGGUCAGCCCCGCCAGGGCUCCCCUGUGGCAGCGGGGGCCCCAACCAAGCAGCAGCAAGUGGAUAUCCCCCUGCGGCUCCUGGUGCCAACCCAGUAUGUGGGUGCCAUCAUUGGCAAGGAGGGGGCCACCAUCCGAAACAUCACGAAACAGACCCAGUCCAAGAUAGAUGUGCACAGGAAGGAGAAUGCAGGCGCUGCGGAGAAGGCCAUCAGCGUCCACUCGACUCCUGAGGGCUGCUCAUCUGCGUGUAAGAUGAUCUUGGAGAUUAUGCAUAAGGAGGCAAAGGACACCAAAACGGCCGACGAGGUUCCCCUGAAGAUCCUGGCCCAUAAUAACUUUGUGGGGCGUCUCAUUGGCAAGGAAGGGCGUAACCUGAAGAAGGUGGAACAGGACACAGAGACGAAGAUCACCAUCUCCUCGCUGCAGGACCUCACCCUCUAUAACCCCGAGAGGACCAUCACUGUGAAGGGGGCCAUUGAGAACUGCUGCAGGGCGGAGCAGGAGAUCAUGAAGAAAGUUCGGGAGGCCUACGAGAAUGACGUGGCUGCCAUGAGUCUGCAGUCACACCUCAUCCCCGGCCUGAACUUGGCGGCUGUAGGUCUGUUUCCAGCCUCGUCCAGUGCGGUCCCGCCACCUCCCAGCAGUGUCACUGGGGCUGCUCCCUACAGCUCCUUUAUGCAGGCUCCAGAGCAGGAGAUGGUGCAGGUGUUCAUCCCGGCGCAGGCAGUGGGUGCUAUCAUCGGGAAGAAGGGACAGCACAUCAAACAGCUCUCCCGCUUCGCCAGUGCCUCCAUUAAGAUUGCUCCUCCUGAAACUCCUGACUCCAAAGUUCGUAUGGUCAUCAUCACUGGACCCCCAGAGGCCCAAUUUAAGGCUCAGGGAAGAAUUUAUGGAAAACUCAAGGAGGAGAACUUCUUUGGUCCCAAGGAGGAAGUAAAGCUGGAGACCCACAUCCGGGUGCCGGCGUCGGCUGCCGGCAGGGUCAUUGGCAAAGGCGGCAAAACGGUGAAUGAGUUGCAGAAUUUGACAGCAGCCGAGGUGGUGGUGCCAAGAGACCAGACCCCGGAUGAAAAUGACCAGGUCAUCGUCAAGAUCAUCGGACAUUUUUAUGCCAGCCAGAUGGCCCAGAGGAAAAUACGAGACAUCCUGGCCCAAGUUAAACAGCUGCACCAAAAGGGACAGAGUAACCAGGCCCAGGCACGGAGGAAGUGACCAGCCCCUCCCCAUCACGUCGACUCAAGGACAACGGGCUGAAAUCGAGAGCGCGUUCUCCCCAGCAGGCCUGAGAAUGAGUGGGAAUCAGGGACACUUGGGCCGGGAUGUAGAUCAGGUUUGCCCACUUGCUUGAGAAAAGACGUUCCAGUGAGGAACCCUGAUCCCUCGGCCCCACACGCCCAACCAA